AUGUUCAGUCCUGUGGAAUCUGCUAUCGGGGCAUUGUUGAUCCAGUGCGCCACAACGUCUUAUAUAUGGCACUCUGGCAAAGUCAUUGGGUUUUCUUCAUUAAUCAACGGGAUAUUUGACCCAAACGUUGAAAAUGUCUCGAUUGUCUCGGGGAUCAUUAUGGCCUCGUUAUUCGUGGCGUACAAAAUCCCUGAUUUCUCGCCAAUUUACCAGCCUGUGGCCUCGGUGGACUUACUUGAACAUCAAGUGGAUACCAGUUUCCCUCUUUAUGUUGUUGUUUCUGGUUUGCUAGUAGGGGCAGGCACCAAGUUCGGGUGUGGGUGUACUUCGGGGCAUUUCUUAGCAGGGGUGUCCAGACUUCGUUUACGGUCGAUUAUUGCCACGGCAGUGUUUGUAAUUGUUGGGAUAGUCACGGUUAAAAUAGCCGGUAAUGGUGCGGUGUGUUAUACUGAAACAAGCAAUGGGGAAAUUGUUCCAACCAAUUGCUAUGUUUAUGAUGAGAAUUUCUCAAUAUUCCAAAACAAUAAAAUGGCUCUACUUUCUGUGGUUUUUGGGGGCAUUUGCACUUCGUAUAUUCUCAUUCCAAUACUAGCAAAGGUUUUGGUUACUAAUGGUGGCGCUGCUAACCAGAAAACAAGUAGUGUGACAAAUUCUUGGUUUUUAAAGUAUCUAACCGGGGUUAACGCUGGGUUUUUAUUUGGAUUGGGAUUAUUUAUCUCGGGCAUGGUGAACCCUACGAAAACUAUUGGGUUCUUGUCGAUUUUAACUCCUUCAAGGUUUGAUCCUUCCCUCAUGUUGAUUGCCAUCUUUGCGAUUUUACCAAACAUUGUCAUUUGGAAGAAAUCUAUCCCACAAACCAAGUCGGAGUUACAAGUUAAAAAACCCCUCUUGACUGAAAAUUAUUCACUUAAUUUCUCCAAUACCGUGGACCUCAAAUUCCUUUUUGGAAAUGUGUUGUUUGGGGUUGGUUGGGGAUUAUACGGUGUAUGUCCUGGGCCAGGGUUGAUUGGUGCCUUGGGAUUCAAUCAAUGGGAUGGGGUUUACUGGUUGAUGUCUUUCUUAGCUGGCUCAUGGUUGGCCAAGAAAUUAAAUUGA
Messenger RNA from Saccharomycopsis crataegensis, 1095 nucleotides. Its product is annotated as YeeE/YedE family protein. Lineage: Eukaryota; Fungi; Ascomycota; Saccharomycetes; Ascoideales; Saccharomycopsidaceae. Gene Ontology annotation, cellular component: plasma membrane. The coding region runs from base 1 to 1095 and encodes 364 amino acids. The record is from RefSeq and is a predicted model, not a curated record. The transcript has a single exon.